Molecule: messenger RNA, 367 nt
Organism: Cottoperca gobio
Lineage: Eukaryota; Metazoa; Chordata; Actinopteri; Perciformes; Bovichtidae
Product: stress-associated endoplasmic reticulum protein 1-like
Exons: 2
Coding region: 130-300 (56 amino acids)
Biological process (GO): endoplasmic reticulum unfolded protein response
Cellular component (GO): endoplasmic reticulum
Source: RefSeq, a predicted model, not a curated record
GCUUCUUCUUUUUGAGGACGUAGACAAGAGAGAGGAGCCCACAGUCCGCCAGCACCACCAUCACAGAGAGCAGAAGAAGAAACAAACUUAUUAAUAUAACAUAAAACUACUAAACCACAAGAAGACAAGAUGGUGGCCAAACAGCGGAUCCGAAUGGCGAACGAGAAACACAGCAAGAACAUCACUCUGCGAGGAAACGUGGCCAAGUCAACGAGGAACAUCCUUGAGGAAAAAGGUGUGGGUCCGUGGCUGCUCGCACUCUUCAUCUUCGUCGUCUGUGGAUCAGGUCAGUUUCAUUAAAAACAAGUAUUAAACGACAUGAAUACAAAAUAAAGAAUCAAAACAAGCAAACAGCUAAACAUAAUAA